Molecule: messenger RNA, 231 nt
Organism: Protopolystoma xenopodis
Lineage: Eukaryota; Metazoa; Platyhelminthes; Monogenea; Polystomatidea; Polystomatidae
Source: the annotation of a GenBank genome assembly
UUUGUCUGCAUCAAGAAUCCUUGUUUCCCUAUUCGUCGCCGCCUUCUGACCCGCGCAAACUCACACUCCUCGGGCUUGCUCCCCGACGCUCCAUCUGAUCUCGACUCACUUGAUCUGACUUUUGAUACAAGAUCAGCCCGCCGAUGUCUGGCUGGGGAUGGUGAGUUGGCUGACUCGGACUCCAAUUGGGCCACGCUUGUAAUGCCAUUGACUAAAGAGGUGAGACGGUGA